Molecule: messenger RNA, 1629 nt
Organism: Hibiscus syriacus
Lineage: Eukaryota; Viridiplantae; Streptophyta; Magnoliopsida; Malvales; Malvaceae
Product: berberine bridge enzyme-like 7
Exons: 1
Coding region: 11-1615 (534 amino acids)
Molecular function (GO): oxidoreductase activity; FAD binding
Source: RefSeq, a predicted model, not a curated record
UUCUGAAACAAUGAAAGCUUCCAUCUCCACCCUUUCGAUAUUAGUUUUGUUAUCAAUUUCAUUGGUUACAUCUGACGAUUCAGUUGAUUUCAAUAGUUUUCUUCGAUGUCUUCCUACACAUUCCGAUCAUUCUUUUCCGAUUACAGAUGCCAUAUUAACGCCCAACAAUUCAUCUUUCGAAACUAUAUACCAGCUACGUGCUAAUAACCUUCGAAUAGUCUUGUCUACAACCUCGAGACCUGCGGCCAUUAUAACCGCCCUGCAUCCAUCCCAUGCUCAAGCCACCGUCGUUUGCGCCAAGCGUCAUGGUUAUCAAGUAAGGAUUCGGAGUGGCGGCCAUGAUUUUGAGGGACUUUCUUACACUUCCGAAGUUCCAUUUGUCAUUCUUGAUAUGUUCAAUCUCCAGUCUAUCGAUGUUGAUAUGGCGAGUGAGACGGCGUGGGUUCAGGCCGGGGCCACAACCGGUGAACUUUAUUACAGAAUAGCCGAGAAAAGCAAUGUCCAUGGGUUCCCAUCUGGUAUUUGCACCACUCUUGGCAUUGGUGGACACUUUAGUGGAGGUGGCUAUGGGUUCCUUAUGAGAAAAUACGGGCUCUCCAUCGAUAAUGUCAUCGACGUACAGUUGAUCGACGCCAAUGGUAGGAUCCUUAACCGUGAAUCAAUGGGAGAAGAUGUGUUUUGGGCGAUAAGAGGAGGUGGAACAACCAGCUUUGGGAUCAUCCUUUCAUGGAGGGUCAAGCUGGUUCGUGUUCCACCUAGGGUUACAGUAUUCACCGUGCAAAGGACAUUGGAGCAAGGCGCAACGGAGCUCGCUUAUCGUUGGCAACAAGUUGCACCUAGACUGCCCAAAGAUCUCUUUAUUAGUCUACGGUUUGAGCCUAUUAACAAUGGCGGUAACAAUAAAACCGUUAGGGUUUCAUUCAUUGGUCAUUUUCUAGGACAAACUAAUAGGCUUAUGCAAUUGAUGAACACAAGCUUUUCCGAAUUGGGAUUACAACGAAGUGAUUGUUUAGAGAUGAGUUGGGUCGAAUCCAUCGUAUACUGGGCUGAAUUCCCCGAUGGAACCAACAUCGAUGUGUUGCUGGACAGAGUGCAGGUGAACCGAUCAUUUUCCAAGGGAAAGUCGGAUUAUUACAAAGCAGUGAUUCCUAAACAAGGGUUGGAGACGUUAUGGGAGGCAUUGAUGGACAUCGAAGACAUCUUCGUCCAAAUGAACCCUUAUGGCGGGAGAAUGGAAGAGAUUUCAGACACAGAAACUGCUUUUGCGCACCGCGGGGGAAACCUUUUCAUGGUGCUAUAUGAAGUGACAUGGUCCGAGUCAGACGGAGCCAUAGACGCCGCUGCACGAUACGUCGAGUUGUCGAGGAGGUUGUACCGAACAAUGGCACCAUACGCGUCGAGCAACCCAAGAGAAGCAUUCGUCAACUACCGAGACCUCGACAUCGGUAGCAACGAAAGCAACGAGACGGAUUUCGAGGAUGCCAAGGAAUAUGGGGCAAAAUAUUUCGUGAACAAUUUCAUGAGACUGACGAGAGUGAAAACUAAGAUAGACCCUGAGAAUUUCUUCAAAAACGAACAAAGCAUACCGCCAUUGCCAAUGCGACCAGCUCGUUGAAGCGUUGUCUUCUA